AGUGAGGGAUCCAGCUGUGGUGUGCGCCGGGCUCCUCGCCGCCGCUUUCGCUUGCUCGCUCCGCGUCUCGGCCGGAGGAGGAGGCAGUGGCGCCGGCGACAGCUACGGCAGCGGCAGCCACCGCGGCGGCUGCGGCGGCGGCAUCUCCGCCUCCACCCUCGCCCGGGACGGCCCCCCACCGUCUCCCCGCCCCUCCUGGACCGUGAGCCCGCCGAGGGGCGGAGGAAGGAGCCGCCCCCCACCCCUCCAAACCCACCCCCAAAGAGAUCCCUCCUCCCCUCCCCCCGCCGCCGCUGGCUCGGAGCCGGGACGAUGCUGACCCCUUAGAUCCUGCUCCAGCUGCGCCGCGGGAAGAGGGGGCGCCCCUCCCCGGACCCCCCCGCCCUCCGCCCCCUUCUCUCUCCCCUUCUCGGGGCCGCUUCGCCGAAGGGUAGCGCCGAAUCGGGCGACCGGAGCCUGGGCGCGAAUCGAAGAAGCCGGAACAAAGUGAGGGGGAGCCGGCCGGCUGGCCCGGGGGGCCCCAGGGGCCCUGGGGGAGCGGGACUCGCGCCGGGCGGGGCUUCCCUGCGACCCGGCGCCCCGCGGGCAGCAUGCCCCUGCGGGCAGGGGGAGCUGGGCUGAACUGGCCCUCCCGGGGGCUCAGCCUGAGCCCUAGAGCCCCCCAAAUGCGCCCCCGCCGGGGCCCCCCGCUUGCGUGAGGACACCUCCUCUGAGGGGCGCCGCUCGCCCCUCUCGAGACCGCCCGGGGCCCCGGCUGGCCAGAGGAUGGACGAGGAGGAGGAUGGAGCGGGCGCCGAGGAGUCAGGACAGCCCCGGAGCUUCAUGCGGCUCAACGACCUGUCGGGGGCCGGGGGCCGGCCGGGGCCGGGGUCGGCGGAAAAGGACCCGGGCAGCGCGGACUCCGAGGCGGAGGGGCUGCCGUACCCGGCGCUGGCCCCGGUGGUUUUCUUCUACUUGAGCCAGGACAGCCGCCCGCGGAGCUGGUGUCUCCGCACGGUCUGUAACCCCUGGUUCGAGCGCAUCAGCAUGUUGGUCAUCCUUCUCAACUGUGUGACCCUGGGCAUGUUCCGGCCGUGCGAGGACAUCGCCUGUGACUCCCAGCGCUGCCGGAUCCUGCAGGCCUUUGAUGACUUCAUCUUUGCCUUCUUCGCCGUGGAGAUGGUGGUGAAGAUGGUGGCCUUAGGCAUCUUUGGGAAAAAGUGUUACCUGGGAGACACUUGGAACCGGCUUGACUUUUUCAUCGUCAUUGCAGGGAUGCUGGAGUAUUCGCUGGACCUGCAGAACGUCAGCUUCUCAGCUGUCAGGACAGUCCGUGUGCUGCGACCGCUCAGGGCCAUUAACCGGGUGCCCAGCAUGCGCAUCCUUGUCACGCUGCUGCUGGACACGCUGCCCAUGCUGGGCAACGUCCUGCUGCUCUGCUUCUUCGUCUUCUUCAUCUUCGGCAUCGUCGGCGUCCAGCUGUGGGCAGGGCUGCUUCGUAACCGAUGCUUCCUGCCCGAGAAUUUCACCCUCCCGCUGAGCGUGGACCUGGAGCGCUAUUACCAGACGGAGAACGAGGACGAGAACCCCUUCAUCUGCUCCCAGCCGCGCGAGAAUGGCAUGCGCUCCUGCCGAAGCGUGCCCACGCUGCGCGGGGAGGGCGGCGGCGGCCCGCCCUGCGGCCUGGACUACGAGGCCUACAACAGCUCCAGCAACACCACCUGUGUCAACUGGAACCAGUACUACACCAACUGCUCCGCAGGGGAGCACAACCCCUUCAAGGGUGCCAUCAACUUCGACAACAUCGGCUAUGCCUGGAUCGCCAUCUUCCAGGUCAUCACGCUGGAGGGCUGGGUCGACAUCAUGUACUUCGUGAUGGAUGCUCAUUCCUUCUACAACUUCAUCUACUUCAUCCUUCUCAUCAUCGUGGGCUCCUUCUUCAUGAUCAACCUGUGCCUGGUGGUGAUCGCCACGCAGUUCUCAGAGACCAAGCAGCGGGAAAGCCAGCUGAUGCGGGAGCAGCGCGUGCGGUUCCUGUCCAACGCCAGCACCCUGGCCAGCUUCUCUGAGCCGGGCAGCUGCUAUGAGGAGCUGCUCAAGUACCUGGUGUACAUCCUCCGUAAAGCAGCCCGCAGGCUGGCCCAAGUCUCCCGGGCAGCGGGCGUGCGGGCUGGGCUGCUGAGCAGCCCGGCACCCCGAGGGGGCCCAGAGCCCCAGCCCAGCGGCAGCUGCUCUCGCUCCCACCGCCGCCCAUCCGUCCACCACUUGGUGCACCACCACCACCACCAUCACCACCACUAUCACCUGGGAAAUGGGACGCUUCGGGCCCCCCGGGCCAGCCCGGAGAUCCAGGACAGGGAUGCCAACGGGUCCCGUCGGCUCAUGCUGCCACCACCCUCGACACCCGCCCUCUCUGGGGGCCCUCCAGGGGGCACAGAAUCUGUGCACAGCUUCUACCAUGCCGACUGCCACUUGGAGCCAGUCCGCUGCCAGGCGCCCCCUCCCAGGUCACCAUCUGAGGCAUCAGGCAGGACUGUGGGCAGUGGGAAGGUAUACCCCACUGUGCACACCAGUCCUCCACCAGAGAUGCUGAAGGACAAGGCACUAGUGGAGGUGGCCCCCACCUCUGGACCCCCUACCCUCACCAGCCUCAACAUCCCACCUGGGCCCUACAGCUCCAUGCACAAGCUGCUAGAGACACAUAGUACAGGCACCUGCCAACGCUCUUGCAAGAUCUCCAGCCCUUGCUUGAAGGCAGACAGUGGAGCCUGUGGCCCCGACAGCUGCCCCUACUGUGCCCGGGCUGGGGCAGGGGAGGUGGAGCUCGCUGGCCACGAGAUGCCUGAUUCAGACAGCGAGGCGGUUUAUGAGUUCACACAGGAAGCCCAGCAUGGCGACCUCCGGGACCCCCACAGCCGGCGGCGACGGAACCUGGGGCUGGACGUGGAGCCCAACUCUGUGCUGGCCUUCUGGAGGCUGAUCUGUGACACCUUCCGGAAGAUUGUGGACAGCAAGUACUUUGGCCGGGGGAUCAUGAUUGCUAUCCUGGUCAACACACUCAGCAUGGGCAUCGAAUACCACGAGCAGCCCGAGGAGCUUACCAACGCCCUGGAAAUCAGCAACAUCGUCUUCACCAGCCUCUUUGCCCUGGAGAUGCUGCUGAAGCUGCUCGUGUACGGUCCCUUUGGCUACAUCAAGAACCCCUACAACAUCUUCGAUGGCGUCAUUGUUGUCAUCAGUGUGUGGGAGAUCGUGGGCCAGCAGGGGGGCGGCCUGUCGGUGCUGCGGACUUUCCGCCUGAUGCGGGUGCUGAAGCUGGUGCGCUUCCUGCCGGCGCUACAGCGGCAGCUCGUGGUGCUCAUGAAGACCAUGGACAACGUGGCUACCUUCUGCAUGCUGCUCAUGCUCUUCAUCUUCAUCUUCAGCAUCCUGGGCAUGCAUCUCUUCGGCUGCAAAUUUGCAUCUGAGCGGGACGGGGACACGCUGCCGGACCGGAAGAAUUUUGACUCCCUGCUCUGGGCCAUCGUCACCGUCUUUCAGAUCCUGACACAGGAGGACUGGAACAAGGUGCUGUACAACGGAAUGGCCUCCACGUCGUCCUGGGCUGCCCUUUAUUUCAUCGCCCUCAUGACCUUUGGCAACUACGUGCUUUUUAAUCUGCUUGUCGCCAUCCUGGUGGAGGGCUUCCAGGCAGAGGAAAUCAGCAAACGGGAAGAUGCGAGUGGACAGUUAAGCUGUAUUCAGCUGCCUGUCGACUCCCAGGGGGGAGAUGCCACCAAGUCCGAGUCAGAGCCCGAUUUCUUCUCGCCCAGCCUGGAUGGCAAUGGGGACAGGAAGAAGCACUUGGCCUUGGUGUCCCUGGGAGAGCACCUGGAGCUGCCGAGGAGCCUGCUGCCGCCUCUCAUCAUCCACACGGCCGCCACGCCCAUGUCGCUGCCCAAGAGCUCCAGCACCGGCCUGGCUGAGGCACUGGGCCCUGCUUCCCGCCGCACCAGCAGCAGCGGGUCCGGGGAGCCAGGGACGGCCCAGGAGAUGAAGUCACCGCCGAGUGCCCGCAGCUCCCCGCACAGUCCCUGGAGCGCAGCAAGCAGCUGGACCAGCAGGCGCUCCAGCCGGAACAGCCUGGGCCGUGCCUCCAGCCUGAAGCGGAGGAGCCCGAGCGGGGAGCGGCGGUCCCUGUUAUCGGGCGAGGGCCGGGAGAGCCAGGAUGAGGAGGACAGCUCAGAAGAGGAGCAGGCCAGCCCAGCGGGUGGUCACUGUCGCCAUGGUGGCUCCCUGGAACGGGAGGCCAAGAGCUCCUUUGACCUGCCGGACACGCUGCAGGUGCCCGGGCUGCACCGCACAGCCACUGGUCGCAGCACGGCUUCUGAGCACCAGGACUGCAAUGGCAAGUCAGCUCCAGGGCGCCUGGCCCGGGCACUGCUGCCCGACGACCCUCCAUUGGAUGGGGAUGAUGGUGAUGAUGAAGGCAACCUGAGCAAAGCAGAACGGCUAAGAGCAUGGAUCCGAGCUCGGCUCCCUGCCUGCUGCCGUGAGCGAGACUCAUGGUCUGCCUACAUCUUCCCACCUCAGUCAAGGUUCCGCCUCCUGUGUCACCGCAUCAUCACCCACAAGAUGUUCGAUCAUGUGGUCCUUGUCAUCAUCUUCCUCAACUGCAUCACCAUUGCCAUGGAGCGUCCCAAGAUCGACCCCCACAGCGCUGAACGCAUCUUCCUGACCCUCUCCAAUUACAUCUUCACCGCAGUCUUUCUGGCGGAGAUGACAGUGAAGGUGGUGGCGCUGGGCUGGUGCUUCGGGGAGCAGGCAUACCUGCGCAGCAGCUGGAAUGUGCUCGACGGGCUGCUGGUGCUCAUCUCCAUCAUCGACAUCCUCGUGUCCAUGGUCUCCGACAGCGGCACCAAGAUCCUGGGCAUGCUGAGGGUGCUGCGGCUGCUGAGGACCCUGCGCCCGCUCAGGGUAAUCAGCCGGGCACAGGGGCUGAAGCUGGUGGUGGAAACGCUGAUGUCCUCGCUGAAGCCCAUCGGCAACAUUGUGGUCAUCUGUUGUGCCUUCUUCAUCAUUUUUGGCAUCCUGGGGGUGCAGCUCUUCAAAGGGAAGUUCUUCGUGUGCCAGGGAGAGGACACCAGGAACAUUACCAACAAGUCUGACUGUGCCGAGGCCAGUUACCGGUGGGUCCGGCACAAAUACAACUUUGACAACCUGGGCCAGGCUCUGAUGUCGCUGUUCGUGCUGGCCUCCAAGGAUGGCUGGGUGGACAUCAUGUAUGACGGGCUGGAUGCUGUGGGCGUGGACCAGCAGCCCAUCAUGAACCACAACCCCUGGAUGCUGCUCUACUUCAUCUCGUUCCUGCUCAUUGUGGCCUUCUUUGUCCUGAACAUGUUUGUGGGCGUGGUGGUGGAGAACUUCCACAAGUGUCGGCAGCACCAGGAGGAGGAAGAGGCCCGGCGGCGGGAGGAGAAGCGUCUUCGGAGACUGGAGAAAAAGAGAAGGAAUCUAAUGCUGGACGAUGUAAUUGCUUCCGGCAGCUCAGCCAGCGCUGCGCCAGAAGCCCAGUGCAAACCCUACUACUCAGACUACUCCCGCUUCCGGCUCCUUGUCCACCACUUGUGUACCAGCCACUACCUGGAUCUCUUCAUCACGGGGGUCAUCGGGCUGAAUGUGAUCACCAUGGCAAUGGAGCAUUACCGGCAACCUCAGGUCCUAGACGAGGCUCUGAAGGUCUGCAACUACGUCUUCACCGUCAUCUUCGUCCUGGAGUCCGUUCUCAAACUCGUGGCCUUUGGCUUCCGGCGGUUCUUCCAGGACAGGUGGAACCAGCUGGACCUGGCCAUUGUGCUGCUGUCCAUCAUGGGCAUCACGCUGGAGGAGAUCGAGGUCAACGCCUCGCUGCCCAUCAACCCCACUAUCAUCCGCAUCAUGAGGGUGCUGCGCAUCGCCCGAGUGCUAAAGCUGCUGAAGAUGGCUGUGGGCAUGCGGGCGCUGCUGGACACGGUGAUGCAGGCCCUGCCCCAGGUGGGGAACCUGGGACUUCUCUUCAUGUUGUUGUUUUUCAUCUUUGCAGCUCUGGGCGUGGAGCUCUUUGGAGACCUGGAAUGUGAUGAGACGCACCCCUGUGAGGGCCUGGGCCGGCAUGCCACCUUUCGGAACUUUGGCAUGGCCUUCCUGACCCUCUUCCGAGUCUCCACAGGUGACAACUGGAACGGCAUUAUGAAGGAUACCCUCCGGGACUGCGACCAGGAGUCCACCUGCUACAACACGGUCAUCUCCCCCAUCUACUUCGUGUCCUUUGUGCUGACUGCCCAGUUUGUGCUGGUCAAUGUGGUGAUCGCUGUGCUGAUGAAGCAUCUGGAGGAGAGCAACAAGGAGGCCAAGGAGGAAGCCGAGCUGGAGGCCGAGCUGGAGCUGGAGAUGAAGACACUCAGCCCGCAGCCCCACUCACCGCUGGGCAGCCCCUUCUUCUGGCCUGGGGGCCCCGAAAGCCCUGACAGCCCCAAAUCUGGGGCUCUGCAUGCAACGGCCCAUGCGGGAGCAGCCUCCCGCCUCUCCCUCGAGCACUCGACGCUCCCCUCAUGGGCUGGUCCUCCCCAGGACAGACAGCUGUUUGACACCAUAUCCCUGCUGAUCCAGGGCUCCCUGGAGGGGGAGCUGAAGCUGAUGGACGAGCUGGCAGGCCCAGGGGGCCAGCCCUCUGCCUUCCCUCCCGCUCGCAGCCCGGGCGGCUCCGACCCACAGAUCCCUCUAGCUGAGAUGGAGGCUCUGUCUCUGACGUCAGAGAUUGUGUCUGAACCAUCCUGCUCUCUAGCUCUGACGGAUGACUCUUUGCCUGAUGACACUCACACUCUCUUACUUAGUGCCCCGGAGAGCAAUAUGGAACGCCACCCUGAGGAGGUGCCCCUCUCAAUGGGACCAGACCUGCUGACUGUGCGGAAGUCUGGGGUCAGCCGAACGCACUCUCUGCCCAAUGACAGCUACAUGUGCCGGGAUGGGAGCACUGCCAAGGGGUCCCUGGGACACAGGGGCUGGGGGCUCCCCAAAGCUCAGUCAGGUUCCGUCCUGUCCGUUCACUCCCAGCCAGCAGACACCAGCUACAUCCUGCAGGUUCCCAAAGAUGCACCCCAUCUGCUUCAGCCCCACAGCACUCCCACGUGGGGUACCAUCCCCAAACUGCCCCCGCCGGGCCGCUCCCCUUUGGCUCAGAGGCCACUCCGGCGCCAGGCAGCAAUAAGGACUGAUUCCCUGGAUGUUCAGGGCCUGGGCAGCCGGGAAGACCUGCUGUCGGAGGUGAGUGGGCCCUCCCCGCCUCUGGCCCGGGCCUCCUCUUUCUGGGGCCGCUUGAGCACCCAGGUGCAGCAGCAUUCCUGCGACCAGAGCAAGAUCUCGAAGCACAUGCCCCCGCCAGCCCCCUGCUCCGGCCCAGAGCCCACCUGGGGCACAGGCCCCUCAGAGACCAGAAGCAGCUUAGAGCUCGACACGGAGCUGAGCUGGAUUUCAGGAGACCUCCUGCCCGCCGGCAGCCAGGAGGAGCCCCCGUCCCCACGGGACCUGAAGAAGUGCUACAGCGUGGAGGCUCAGAGCUGCCGGCGCCGGCCCACGUCCUGGCUGGACGAGCAGAGGAGGCACUCCAUCGCGGUCAGCUGCCUGGACAGCGGCUCCCAGCCGCACCUGGGCCCCAGCCCCUCGACCCUCGGCGGCCAACCUCUUGGGGGGCCUGGGAGCCGGCCCAAGAAAAAACUCAGCCCGCCCAGUAUCUCCAUAGACCCCCCGGAGAGCCAGGGCCCUCGGCCCCCACCCAGCCCUGGCAUCUGCCUCCGAAGGAGGGCUCCGUCCAGCGACUCCAAGGAUCCCUCGGCCUCUGGCCCCCCUGACAGCAUGGCUGCCUCGCCCCCCCCAAAGAAAGACGUGCUGAGUCUCUCCGGUUUAUCCUCUGACCCGGCAGACCUGGACCCCUGAGUCCUGCCCCACUCUCCCACUCACCUUUCUCCACUGGGUGCCAAAUCCUAGCUCCUCCUCCUGGGUUAUAUUCCUGAAAACAGUUCCAUAUGGACACCGAGGGGGCGCUCCUCCCCGCCUCAGUGGCUCUGGGCACCGGCGAGCAGAAUUUCCAGAGUGGAAAGCAGCAGCCAGGGCCUCCGGCUCCAGGCAGGAAGAGAAGCCCAGGGUAGCUGAGGUUCCCGACACCAGGAGCUGUUGGGAGAAAGCAAUACGUUUGUGCAGAAUCUCUAUGUAUAUUCUAUUUUAUUAAAUUAAUUGAAUCUAGUAUAUGCGGGAUGUACGACAUUUUGUGACUGAAGAGACUUGUUUCCUUCUACUUUUAUGUGUCUCAGAAUAUUUUUGAGGCGAAGGCGUCUGUCUCUUGGCUAUUUCAACCUAAAAUAACCAUCUAGUUAUAUUCCCUCUUCUUGCAAAGCACAAGCUGGGACCACGAGUGCAUUACAGCCCGGACAGUGGCCCAUCUUCAGCGGAGAGCGAGACCCAUUUUGGAAACUGUAAUGUAAUUUAUUUUCUCCUUUAACCUCGUCAUCAUUUUCUGUAGGAAAAAAAAAGAGAG
Equus caballus (horse) is the source of this 8527-nucleotide messenger RNA. The record is from RefSeq and is a predicted model, not a curated record. Lineage: Eukaryota; Metazoa; Chordata; Mammalia; Perissodactyla; Equidae.